This is a messenger RNA of Trypanosoma rangeli, 1428 nucleotides long. Its product is annotated as putative calpain-like cysteine peptidase. Gene Ontology annotation, cellular component: cytoplasm. NCBI's taxonomy places the organism in Eukaryota, Euglenozoa, Kinetoplastea, Trypanosomatida, Trypanosomatidae. The annotation marks the transcript as partial. Gene Ontology annotation, biological process: proteolysis. The record is from RefSeq and is a predicted model, not a curated record. The transcript has a single exon. Gene Ontology annotation, molecular function: calcium-dependent cysteine-type endopeptidase activity.
GGCGGCAACCCCACCAGUGUGACCUGGCGCAAGAAUCCCCUGUACUGCGUCAGAAACACUGGAACAGAACCUGUUUCCUUUGUAGUCAUUAUAAAGCACAAUGACCAACGUCGUUUUUGGACUCCAGAGGAGGAGGACCUGAUGUACACACAGUGCGGAAUUGUUGUUUGCCAGUACACCUAUGCUCAGAAGAUCUCCACCUACUUCAUCACCGGCAAUAACCACAGGCCCAUUCACAAGAGUUUGUUUCUCAAUACUCGUGAAGUGACGAGCACCGUUACAUUUCCUCCCGAUUCCCUGUGCUACCUUGUCCCUUCAUGCAUGAAGAAGGGAGCUGAAGCGAAGUUUACCUUCGCGCUGUACAGAAUGAAGAAUCAUGACUACACUCAACUGCAAGUAGAGCGACUUUCUAUUCCUGGUAUGACGUGGGACAACCCGAUACAAACUACAGUUGAGCUUCAAAUGCGCACGAGAAAUCGUGUGGACUUUUAUGUGGAUCAAGAAACAGACAUUCACAUUCUGAUGCAUCAACUAAAACCUUACGUGAGCCCGAAAACAGGCGGUGACGCCAUGGCCGAGGACUACAUGGGCAUGUACUUGUACGAUGACGCGGAUCGGAAAAUUGGUGGAGUGCACGCCGCGACAAACUUUAGGGAGACAGCGAUCGUCUACCACCUUCCCCGAAGUGGACGCUACGCUCUCUCUGUUACAUGUCCACGUGGUACGGGAACUGUUCCUGCGCUGAUUACGUUUGUUGGCUCUUCCCCGGCCAACACUCGUAUCGUCGAUGCCCCAGAGGAUGCCGGCAUGUUUGACGAUGAGGACGACAUUAUCGAAGAGGGAGAUGAUUCCGCGCUUAGAAACAACCCCAUCGAUUACACUCCGAACAACAUUCCUCCGGCCAAGAUUAUGGAGGUGCCUGACAGCACAACGCCCUUCGAGGACAAGCGGUUCAUGGUGGACAACAAGGCCAUCACCAAUGACCCGUGGAUCCACAUUGGUGACUUGUACCCGGAAGGCAAGAAACUGCCGCUCCUUCCCGAUAAGCUGGGCCGAGACCAGUUUGAGCAGGGCAGUCACUUUGAGUGCUGCUGCUUGGCCGCCUUCGCUGCAUUUGUGGACCACCACCCCGAUGUAAUCCGCAACUUGUUUAUAACUAAGAAGGUGCGAAAGGACGGCCGCUACACCUUCCAGUUCCACAGGUAUGGUCAGUGGAUGAAGGUGGAAAUUGACGACCGCAUCCCGCUGCUGGAGAAGCAGACCCUCUUCUGUCGUUCCCCUACCCGCCAUUGGUGGCCCUUGUUGUUGGAGAAGGCGUACGCAAAGUUUUAUACCCUGUACCAGAACGUUGAGGGGUGCACACUGCAGGAGUUGUACUACGACUUUACUGGAUGCCCCGUGGUGAGCAUCCCGACCGAUCUGAAACUU